AGUGUCCUGAGAUAUUUAUGACAGAACGGAGCACUUGCUGGGAAUGUUCUACAUGUAACAAGUUCCUGGAGAUAUCUAUGGCGCUGAACUGAAAGAAUGGAGCACUCCCUGAGCUGAAAGGCUUGGGUAAAUGUGCCUGCAGAUCCGGUGAUUCUAUAUUUGACUUAUGAGGGACCCAGGGAGGCUGAACAUGGAGGAGACACCUACCUGUCCUGGCAAGAACUGGCCCAAGCUUCCUUCACCUCCCCCAUCUGGGAUCCGGCACAGAAGAACAUAGAUCGAAGGACGUGACAGACUCAUCCGAUGGAAUGGAGCAGACUCAGGAUCACGGGGCCUUUGGCUCUACCAGCUCUCGGUGUAAAUAUGAUGAAGAUAAUUCGAGGACUUUUCAGCCAACACAGCAAAACAAAGUAGAUGAUGGCCAUGACAGAUCGUGUAAGUCCCCAACGCCAGGAUGUGCGGAGAGAAACGACAAAUCACCAGAUUAUUCAGACAAUGACACAAUCAAGGAAAGCAAAGAUGAAUGCGAAGGAGAAAAUAAAGGAACUUCCAGAGACAAAAAAACCUUAUAUAGAGACUUAUUGAAGAAGAUGAAUAUGGAUCUAUAUGAAACCAAAAGUCUAAUAUUGCAAGACUUUCUUCAGAUCGAUAAAGAAUGUUUACAGAGGAUUGAUUAUUGUCAGAGAAAGUCUGCAGCUUGGAAUUUUAUACAUAAAAUAAUUGCAUUAAAUGGAACAGCCAGAGCCAUAAUUACAUCAAGUGAGAACGAGAGUGAAGAUUCUCAGGAUGAACAAGAUGGUGUAACUUGUGGCUUUUCUAAUACUGUUCACCCCCUAGAUGUUCUGUGCCUUGUCCUGCAUUGCUGUGACCUUUUUCUGCAGCAGGAGAUUAUACUGAAAAUGUCUAUGUGCCAAUUUGCUGUCCCUUUUCUGCUCCCUGCUGUUGAUGGGCCAGGCUGUACCUUCAUGCUUUGGGGAAUGAGAGAUAUUGUAAAAAGUUGGAGGCCUCAAUCACUAGCAGAAACAAAGGGAUUUAUGCAAGAGAAUCUUGUUCAGAUAUCUAUGCCAACAUUCAGUUUUGUUAGAUUGGGGGAAAGUAAAUUAUCUAAAUCUACCAUCCUGAAUCAGGUUCUCAGCCCAACUCAGCAAACCCAAGACUUCUUUGUUCAUGACAAUAUGGAAGGGGGUAAUUUCACAAGGGAGAUAUCUGAGGGGCUGGUAGAAAUAUCCUGGUAUUUUCCCGCUGGUAAAGGUAAAUCAGAUAUUUUCCCAGAGCCAGUUGCAUUUGCAAACCUUCAUGGAAACCUGGAAGACAGCUUGAAAGAGUUUGCAUUUCUAACUCAGAUUUCAUCUGCUGUGUUUAUUUUUGUUCAGGAUAUUAAUAACAAUCUGUUUGACUUUUUAUCCCAAUAUGAAAACUCUCAGACAAACUUUGUCAUUAUUGUCAAGGAAAGCAGGGAAAUAAACAAAGACACAGGUCUCACAAAUGUGACUGUACUUCAGUCUGGUAGCAAAGCUAAUGGAGCAACAAUAGCAAAGAGAAUUCGAGCAUCUGCUAAAAAUCUCAUAAAGAAAGGAUGCCGUGCCCUGAGCCUGGAAGAUAUGGCAGAAAUUGCUCCCAAACUAGAAAUCUCUGUUGAUGAGAAUGUGAUAGAAUGUCAGAAUGCAAAAGCAGAGGCCAAAGCAAUAGCAGAUGAGAUAAAAGAAAUUGCUGAGUACAAGAAGGAUACAAUGAGGCUGCAGGGAAAUUUGUGGAAAAAGCUGUCCGAACUGGAAAAAGAAAUGUGUCAAAUGAAAAAACAAGGUGCUGAACAUGGAGAGAGUUACAAAUUGGAACUACAAAGGCAAUGUGCAGAAAUACGUGAGAAACAGUAUAAUUGCACAAUCCCAAAUGGCAUUAGUAAAUUUAUUGAUACAAUCAUGAAAAAGAACUACACAGAAAUGUGUUAUUUUGUAAAAUGGCUUCGAUUUUAUCUUGAUUCAGCUGCCAGGAAGAACCUCUCUGCUUUAAAAGCGGAGUUUAAAGAGAAAUCAAACAGUUCCAAAAUGAACGAGCUGUCUGGCCUUGAUCAGAAACUAUCAGACAGUUCCCUGGGGAUUGAACAUUUCCUGAGAGAAUUAGGGCAGAUUUAUGAGGCAGAACAUUUUAUGCUCAAAGGGGAAAAUGCAAGUGAAAGAAAAUUCACUCAACUCCCUGCAUUUGCUGCUGAUCUCUUACUGGGUGGAUUCCCACUGGAGCUGAUAGAUGGAGAUGCUUCUAAUAUCCCAAUGCAGUGGCUGCAGGAUGUACUGACUGAGCUGGACAAUAAAACAGGAAAAUGCUGCAGAAUGGGGGUAAUCACUGUACUGGGGGUGCAGAGCACAGGGAAAUCCACCCUUCUAAACACAAUGUUUGGGCUGCAGUUCCCAGUCUCUAGUGGACGAUGCACACGAGGAGCUUUUAUGACACUAAUGAAAGUGAGAACAGAUUUCCAGCAGGAAUUGGGCUGUGAGUUUAUUCUGGUGAUUGAUACUGAAGGCUUGAAAGCUCCUGAACUGGCCUCUUUGAAGGACAGCUAUGAACAUGACAAUGAACUUGCAACACUGGUUGCUGGGUUAAGUGACAUCACAAUUGUAAACAUGUCGAUGGAAAAUACAUCCGAGAUGAAGGAUAUUUUGCAGAUAGUGGUCCAUGCCUUCCUUAGGAUGAAAGAGAUUGGAAGGAAACCCAACUGCCAGUUUGUACAUCAGAAUGUAAGUGAUGUCUCUGCCUAUGAAAAUAACAGUAAGGACAGGAUGAAACUUCUGGAACAUCUGAAUGAAAUGACCAAAAUUGCAGCAAAUAUGGAAAAGAAAACUAAAUGUACAGCUUUUUCUGAUAUUAUGAUGUACAAUCCUGAGCAAGACGUCUGUUACAUUCCUGGUCUCUGGAAUGGAGACCCACCAAUGGCUGCUAUAAACACUGCUUACAGUGAGACCAUCUCUGACCUUAAAAUGCAUUUAAUUGAAUGCAUGAAGAACAAGGGACACCGAAUUGUUGACUUUAUAAAAUGGAUAGAAAGUCUAUGGAAUGCUGUGAAACAUGAAAACUUCAUCUUCAGUUUUAAAAACAGCCUAGUAGCAAAUGCCUACAACCAACUGGCUAAGAAAUACUCAGACCUGGAGUGGAAGUUCACUAAGGCAAUGCUUAAAUGGCUAGCAGAGACUGAAACAGUCAUCAAGAAUCAAAAUGAGCAGAUGGUGGAUUGUAAAGGGGCAAAAUGUGCAGCGUAUUCCAUCCUCAAUGAGGAGGAGGAGAGAAUGAAGAAGGAAUUAGAGAAAUAUUUUUCAAGUGAAAACAAAGAGGCCAGUCUAGUAGAGAGGUACAAAGCUGAAUUUCUAACUAGCGCAAGUUGCCUUAGGAAGAAGCUUGAGGAGUCAGUUCUUAGCAAAUAUGAUGAGGCAAUUCAUAUCCAUAAGGAGAACAUAAAGGUAAAAAAGGUUAUCAGUGAAUACAAAGAAGUUAUUGAUAAAAAGAUCACCAGUCUUGUGAUGAAGUGCAGGGAACAAAAAUAUAAAUCUGAUGAAAAUACACUUAAAAAAGAAUUUGAGUUAAUGUGGGCAGACACUAUAUCAGAGUUAAAUGUCACUGCCCUUCCAGAACCCAACAUUGAACUUGAUUUACUCGCACAACUCAAGAAAGAUAUGGCAUCAAGAGGUUCUUCUGUCAAUCAAAUAUUAAACAACAUAAACCAUCUUCCAAAGCAGGAAAAGCUUCAUGUUCAUCAAAAUAUGUCAACAAUUCUUUUUAAAAAAAUAAUGAAUACAUUGUCUUCUUUGAAUAAUGAUUUCAGUUCUGAAAAACUAGAAGAAUUUUCCAACUCUAUUUCAGGCAAAUAUUCUGAGUUUGCAAAUAAUAAGCUAAAUUCAAAAUCUGCCUAUGACGAGUCGUAUGGAUUGGAGAUACUAAAUUCAGUAAAUUCAGUGUGCGAUCAAAACAAAGAUCUUCGGAUCUCAGCGGAUAUAGAGUUGGAUCUGAAACUCUUUAUUUUGGGUAAUGCUUUGGGUGAUUUAGAACAGAUACAUAAGGAAUUUGUUAUGAAGAAUGAUCCUCUGAUUUGUCUUGGAGAGAUGAAGCCUAAAUAUUCCAGUACUUUCCAAUCUUUAUUUCAGGAGAAAUAUGGAAUCUGGGAGCGAGCCAAACAUUUUUGUGCCUUGUGGUUAAAGCCAGCUCUGAUUGAGCAGGUAAACAGAAAACUUGGAUUGGAAAUAGUAGAUCAGAUUCUAGACAACCGUGAAUCCAAUCAGUACAGCACAAGAGGAUACUUCCAAUUCACUGUGAUGAAACAUCUUCUAGAAAAGAGUAAUUUCUCUGACUACUUAGAAUACAUUAGUGAUUAUGAAACAUUUGUCAAAAAGUGGAUACAUAACUGUAUUUUAGAAAAAUGUGACUUCCACCAUCUGCAAUCUGUUAUUCUUUCUACCAUCACAAGGAAGAUAAAGGAAAUUAUCAAUGAGUCAAGGACCCUUAACUUUCAAAAAACAUCUGAUUUUUUUGUACACCUUAAGGAAGGAAUGAGGAGUGAUCUAGUGUUACCAGAUGAUAUGGAUGUGUUUUGUCUGAAGGAUGAAGGAAAUGUUAAAGAAUUUCUUGAAAACCUUGAGAAAUCCCUUAGUGACACUGAAGAAGAAAUUAUAACAGAGAUGAAAGCAAAAGACAAGGAAACAAUUCUUUCAAAGGUUGUGGUAAAACCAGUUUAUGAAUUGUUUAAGAGAGUUUUUGGAUGUGGGAAGCAAUGCCCAUUCUGUAGAGUUCCCUGUGAGGCCGGUGGAAAUGAUCAUGAAAUUCACUUUGCGUCUAUUCACCGACCUACAGGACUGGGAAGAUACAGAUACAUUUUCUCACAGACUCUUUGCCAUGAUAUCUGCACCACUAAUGUAUCUGGCAAUAAAUCAUUUAUACAUUUAAAUGACUCUUCUCAUCCCUAUAAAGAAUACCGAACAAUUUACCCAGACUGGAACAUUCUCCCCGACCCAAGUAUCGAGGCCUCUGAUUAUUGGAAAUAUGUUCUUAAAGAAUUUAAUGAUCAAUUUGCAGAAGAAUAUAAAGCCCAACCUGCUGACUAUCCUGAGAAAUGGAAUACAAUAACUAAAGCACAGGCAGAAAGAUGCCUCAACACUGCCUUUGGUAUGAAAUCAAAUACUUCAGAAUAAUAUGUAAAAAAAACACUUUACUCAAAUGUACCACCAAUUCUGUCAGUAUAGACCCAAGUUGCUAAUAGAAUAGUAAUUUUCUACAGGUUAUUCUGUAAUUUUGUAGGGUGAGCCAAUUGUAAUUAUGGGCAUUAUUAUAAAGCAGAGAUCCCCAACCUUUUAUACCAGUGAGCCACAUUCAAAUGGAAAAAGUAUUGGGGAGCAACACAACCAUGAAAAAGGUUCCUGGUGGUGCCAAUAAGGGCUAUAAUUGGCUAUUUAAUAGCCCCCAUGUAGACUGGCAGCCUACAGAAGGAUCUGUUUGACAUUAUUCUGGGUUUCUAUGCAACCAUAACUUGCCCCCAAGCCAGGAAUUCAAAAAUAAGAGCCUUCUUUGAGGCCACAGGGAGCAACAUCCAAGGGGUUGGUGAGCAACAUGUUCCUCAUGAGCCACUGGUUGGGGAUCACUUUUAUAAAGCAUCAAAGGAGUAUCAUUUACUACAUGAGUGGAAUUAUAUCAUUUAUAGCAAUAUAAGGAUUUUAUCAUCUUAAAAGAACACCAAUAGCUUUUGUUGAAAAGUAAUUGGUGAACGUGCAUUAUGGAAUCAGCGGCUGUUUGGACACAAAAUGUAUAUAAAAUGUAGAUUUCUAAUCUGUUUUGUGACAUAUAUUCCUUGUAUGUGUAAAAGAGAUCCACCUAGUGGAGAAGAGGUUAAUGUGUUGUGUGAUACUGAGAAAGAAAAGACAUUGCUCCACCUGGUGUCACUAGUCAGCUGACACAGAAGGUCUUUGUGUAUGGAGGAAAAAGAAGUUCCUUACAAAGGGAACCUGAUAUUGCUAAGGACUAAAUCUAAAAAUAUAGAGAUAAAGCUCCAUGUCAAUUGGUGUCAAAAGGAAUCUGGUUCCAGAUGAGGAAAAGAGAGGGGAGUAACCCAGUGUAUUGGGUCCUGCUCACAUGAGCAGGAGCUUACAUUCUGUAUUUGUGGAUGGUGUUGGUUGUCAAAAGUACCUGCCAAAAAUCUGAACAGACUGUGUGCUGUUUAAAUGUGAAAUAAAGUGAAGGAAAAGUCCUAUUUUAUGGCA
Molecule: messenger RNA, 6233 nt
Organism: Xenopus tropicalis (tropical clawed frog)
Lineage: Eukaryota; Metazoa; Chordata; Amphibia; Anura; Pipidae
Gene: urgcp.12
Product: up-regulator of cell proliferation gene 12
Exons: 5
Coding region: 309-5171 (1620 amino acids)
Cellular component (GO): cytoplasm; nucleus
Molecular function (GO): GTP binding
Source: RefSeq, a predicted model, not a curated record